GCGACUGAUUCCGGGCUGACUGUGCUCGUCUGUUAUGGCUCCUCCUGCCACAGUGGUUAGGCCGAGACGUUUCACCAGCGCAGGGGACCGGGAAUAACCCGAUCACCGUGCGAUUUUCCGGAGCCCACCGCGGAAGAUGACAGAUUUCAGAAUGCUCCUGGAAAAGGCAUAGGCGCUGCGUUCGACGUCGCCUCUUCUGCUGUGAAGGCUUCGACAUUUCUUCCCGAUUAACAACACCGCAAAUGAACUCCGUCAGAGCAAGCAACGUUAGCAGAAGACCAAGGCGAGUGUCGAGGCCGCGCCCGGUGCAGCCGGGGAGGAACCACCAGGAAAGAGAUGAGGACGUUCCUGCAGAUAUGGUUGCAGAAGAAUCUGGUCCAGGAGCUCAGAAUAGUCCAUACCAACUUAGAAGAAAGUCUCUCCCCAAGAGAACAGUGUGUCCGACAAAGACAAACAUGGAGGGUGCUUCCACUUCAACCACAGAAAACUUUGGACACCGACCAAAGCGACCUAGAGUUUCAGGCAAAUGUCAAGAUAUACCAUCAGCUCCAGCAGAGCAGUAUUUGCAGGAAAAGCUUCCAGACGAGGUGGUGCUGAAGAUCUUCUCAUAUCUACUGGAGCAGGACUUGUGCCGCUCCGCAUGCGUGUGCAAGCGCUUCAGUGAGCUUGCAAAUGACCCAAUCCUCUGGAAAAGACUGUACAUGGAUGUUUUUGAGUAUACGCGACCCAUGAUGCACCCAGAGGCAGGGAAGUUCUACCAAAUAAACCCAGAAGAAUAUGAGCAGCCAAAUCCAUGGAAGGAAAGUUUUCAGCAGUUGUAUAAAGGUGCUCAUGUUAAGCCGGGUUUUGCAGAACACUUCUACAGCAAUCCUGCGAGGUACAAAGGGAGAGAUAACAUGUUUUACUAUGACACCAUAGAGGAUGCCCUCGGAGGGGGCCAGGAGCCUCACUUUGAUGGCCUCAUAUUUGUUCACGCUGGUAUUUACACAGAUGAAUGGAUCUACAUUGAGUCACCAAUCACAAUGAUCGGCGCUGCUCCUGGAAAAGUGGCAGAGAAAGUCAUCAUUGAAAACACCAGAGAUUCCACAUUUGUGUUCAUGGAAGGCUCAGAAGAUGCCUAUGUUGGAUACAUGACCAUAAGGUUUAAUCCUGAUGAUAAAUCCGCCCAGCAUCAUAAUGCACACCAUUGCUUGGAGAUUACUGUCAACUGCAGCCCAAUUAUUGACCACUGCAUCAUACGUAGCACUUGCACGGUGGGAUCGGCUGUGUGCGUUAGUGGUCAGGGUGCUUGUCCCACAAUCAAGCACUGCAACAUCAGUGACUGUGAAAACGUCGGGCUAUAUAUCACCGACCAUGCACAGGGAAUAUACGAGGACAAUGAGAUCUCAAACAAUGCUCUAGCUGGUAUCUGGGUGAAAAACCACGGUAACCCAAUCAUCCGACGGAAUCACAUUCACCACGGCAGAGAUGUUGGUGUUUUUACAUUCGACCACGGAAUGGGUUACUUCGAGAGCUGCAACAUCCAUAGGAACCGUAUCGCCGGGUUUGAGGUGAAGGCGUAUGCCAACCCAACAGUAGUCCGCUGUGAGAUCCAUCAUGGGCAAACAGGAGGCAUCUACGUGCAUGAAAAGGGCCGGGGACAAUUCAUUGAAAAUAAGAUCUAUGCAAAUAACUUUGCUGGUGUGUGGAUCACCUCUAACAGUGACCCCACAAUACGGGGAAAUGCUAUAUUUAAUGGCAACCAAGGUGGAGUUUAUAUUUUUGGUGAUGGCCGAGGUCUCAUUGAAGGAAAUGACAUCUAUGGCAAUGCCUUGGCUGGGAUACAGAUCAGGACAAAUAGCUGCCCUAUUGUCAGGCACAACAAGAUCCACGACGGCCAACAUGGUGGCAUUUAUGUGCACGAGAAAGGACAAGGUGUCAUCGAGGAGAACGAGGUGUACAGCAACACGCUGGCUGGAGUGUGGGUCACAACAGGCAGCACACCGGUACUGCGUAGGAACAGGAUACACAGCGGCAAGCAGGUUGGGGUCUACUUCUAUGACAAUGGUCAUGGUGUUUUAGAAGACAAUGACAUUUACAAUCACAUGUAUUCUGGAGUUCAAAUAAGAACUGGCAGCAAUCCCAAAAUCAGGCGCAACAAGAUAUGGGGAGGUCAGAAUGGUGGCAUUUUGGUUUACAACUCGGGCCUGGGCUUUAUCGAGGACAAUGAGAUCUUUGACAAUGCAAUGGCAGGAGUCUGGAUUAAGACGGACAGCAACCCCACCUUGCGAAGGAAUAAAAUACAUGAUGGGAGAGAUGGUGGAAUCUGCAUUUUUAAUGGAGGAAGAGGCUUGCUUGAGGAAAAUGACAUCUUCAGAAAUGCCCAAGCAGGUGUCCUCAUCAGCACCAACAGUCACCCCGUCUUGAGGAAAAAUAGAAUAUUUGAUGGCUUUGCUGCAGGUAUUGAGAUCACCAAUCAUGCCACAGCGACUUUGGAGGGCAAUCAGAUUUUCAACAAUCGCUUCGGAGGGCUUUUUCUUGCAUCUGGUGUCAACGUUACAAUGAAAGAUAACAAAAUAAUGAACAAUCAGGAUGCCAUUGAAAAGGCUGUGAGCAGAGGUCAGUGCCUGUACAAGAUUUCAAGUUACACCAGCUAUCCAAUGCACGAUUUUUACAGGUGCCACACCUGUAACACAACAGACCGCAACGCCAUCUGUGUGAACUGCAUCAAGAAGUGCCACCAGGGACAUGAUGUGGAGUUCAUCAGACACGAUAGGUUCUUCUGUGACUGUGGCGCAGGGACGCUGUCAAAUCCUUGCACAUUAGCUGGAGAGCCGACGCACGACACAGACACCCUCUAUGACUCGGCGCCUCCUAUAGAGUCCAAUACGCUGCAGCACAACUAAGCCCCAGACCGCAAGUCCAGUUGCGCCGUAAUGGAUGCUUAGGAAUACAGUGGAGGAAGAGGAAUCCCCAAUUUAAUUACAGACUCUCACAGAGCAUUUAGAAUGGAGAGGGAAAAAAAGGACUGGGACACAAGAUGCCAAGCCUUUCUGUCCAUUAUUUUAAAGAACAAGGUGACAUCAAUGGAAAAAGCUGUGGAGAAGGAGGCUUGUGGGCAUGUCAGGUUGCUGGAUGAGUGACAUUGACAACUGGCAAAGUGGAUAUACACAUUGGGGAAAAUAUAAUGCAGUCAUGUGCAGUCGUGUUCAAAAUAAUAGCAGUCCAAUGUGACUAACCUGAUGAAUCAACACCUUCAAAAUAUUUUUUUAUUGCUACAUGUCAAACAAGUUCACAGUAGGUGCAGUAGAUUUUCAGUAGACCAACAAGAACUAGCAGUCAUGAAAUGCACACUUUUAAAGCGGUACAAUUGGGUAAUUUGUUGAAAGGGGUGUGCUCAAAAAACAGCAGUGUGGCAUUCAAUCAAUUUUGUGAAAAACAGGAGAGAAUCAGGUGGCCCCUAUUUCAGGACGACGCCAGCACCUGUUCUACAUGCAUUUCUCCCUGAAAGCCUGAGGAAAAUGGGUCGUUCAACACAUUGGAGUGUGUGCGUGUGUAUAUCAUCAAUGCUGGGUUUUGUUGGUUUUCUGAGAAUCUACUCCACCUACUGGUAACUUGUUUGGUAUGUAGUAAUAAAAAAUAUACGGAAAAUGUGUAUUAAUCUGGUUAGUCACAUUGGACUGUUAUUAUUUUGAACACCAUUGUACACACGUGGCAGAGACACUGCAUUCUGGUGGUUAAAGGCCACAAUGCUUCCAUCGCUGGGUGACCGAGCGCUCAUACGAUAUGAGAAUAUCUGAACUAGCACUUCUGCACCCCAACGCCCAACUCAACUGUUCAUUUGAAUUUAAUGCUUUUUGUGCAGUUUUGUAUUUUCAUGCAAAAAAAAAAAAAAUCGUACUGUACUUGAAUGUCUUUAUUUUAUUAAAUGUUUUUUUUAAUUAUACCCCAGAAUUGCUGUAAUUAUACUCAAGUCACAGUAUCUAACUUCUUUCUGUGAAAGAGAUCUGAGAAAUGAAAGGGAAACACUAAGCAGUUUCUCCUGCAACACCGGCUUAUUUGCAACACUCAGACUGAAAUGUACUUUCACAAGACUUGUAUGACUUCAUAUCAUAAAUGCAUGCCUUUCUUCCUCCCACUGAAAUGUUCCAGUGUCUAUAUUUGUAGUACUAACUAGAUAAAGCCACAAUGUCUGCACUCUUCUUUUUACCGAUACAUGGCUGUUGAAUUUGUCAACUGUUGCAAUGAAUCUAGUGUUCUUUACAUGACCAAAAUUCCAUUUAACUCCACUUUGUAGUCUAGCUGCAUCAUUGUUUCGACUUGAUCGGGUCCCAGGUCUUGUGAAAUUCUUUUCAGUUACCCCCUCCACCCCCCACCCCCCUUAUUGAUUUGCCAAUGUUGCAGGAAAACCCAAUAGGAUUUUACUCCAUAGAAGCUGAGACCAGUAUCUACGUACAACAGCACUAUAUAUUUUCAUUAUCCCUCCCCAAUUCAUGUGUACUGGUGAUUGUGGGUUCUAAUUCAGACUGAAAUGUAUGCAUGUAUCAUAACAUCUAGACCUAAUAUAUUGUGAAGUAUUCAAUAACAGUUAUGUAGGCGCUAGCUUGAAUUAAAAAGGGUUUAAUUUCCUAGGUGAACAUUGUCUUUUUUUUUAAAAAAUAAACUUUAUUAGAUCAUG
Molecule: messenger RNA, 4657 nt
Organism: Syngnathoides biaculeatus (alligator pipefish)
Lineage: Eukaryota; Metazoa; Chordata; Actinopteri; Syngnathiformes; Syngnathidae
Product: F-box only protein 11
Exons: 22
Coding region: 243-2885 (880 amino acids)
Biological process (GO): regulation of apoptotic process; ubiquitin-dependent protein catabolic process; protein ubiquitination
Molecular function (GO): protein binding; zinc ion binding
Source: RefSeq, a predicted model, not a curated record